Molecule: messenger RNA, 1899 nt
Organism: Penicillium olsonii
Lineage: Eukaryota; Fungi; Ascomycota; Eurotiomycetes; Eurotiales; Aspergillaceae
Source: the annotation of a GenBank genome assembly
AUGCCGGACGCGACAUACUCCCCCGUCUCGCCGGCGCCUUCACAUGAAGAUUCCCGUCGGCCAAGCCCGGAGCCUCAUCCGGAGCCUCAUCCGGCGCCAACAGAGGAGCCAGCAGAGGAGCCAGCAGAGGACCCAAGCAAAGAAACCGAAACACCAGAGGGGAAUGUCAAGCCUUCACUAUGGAAAUUCAUCUCUGACCUAUUCAUCUGGGAGAUUUUGGCCAUGUUCAUCUCAUCGGGGCUUUUGAUUGCGAUCAUUGUGAUUCUGGACAAAUAUAACAACCAGCCUCAGCCAACCUGGAAAUAUGUAUCUCUUAACUCGGUUGUGUCAUGGUUGAGUACUCUGUCGAAAGGCUGUGUAUUGUUCACUCUGAGUGAAGGCAUUGGGCAGCUGAAAUGGGUCUGGUUUACCCAGAAGACCCAGCCUUUGGUGGAUCUGGGCACCUUUGACGGGGCUAGCCGUGGGAUAUGGGGAUGUGCAGGCCUCAUUUGGAGACUACGAGCAAAGCAUUUUGCAGCCUUGGGCAGCUUGGCUGUCAUUCUUGGUCUUGCAUUUGAUCCAUUCAUCCAGAACUUGAUUCACUACUACCCGAAGCUCAUCAUUGAUCCUUCGGGAACUGCAGAUGUAUCCAGCAACUCCAUCUACUCGGCCAUGGGGCCACCAUUGGGAAUUGGGGACUUCUAUCUCCAUGCAGAGAUGAAGGCAAAUAUCUACAACGCCCUCUUUAACAGUGACGAGUCCAAGCCAUGGUCUAUCCCCAGAUAUACAUGCAGCUCUGGAAACUGCACCUGGGAUCCAAUCGCUACGCUGGAAAUGCAGGCGAGCUGCACCAACAUCACCGACAAACUGAAAUACGAAAUAUACAAUGGUACAAAUGGCUCCCGCAACCCCAACACAACAGAACAGAGCCAGUCAAUCACUCUUCAGAGUGGAACCAAAAACCUCACUGCCGAUGUCGUCGUGAAAAGUGUCUGGGGAACACCCGUGGCGCUGGGGUCUAUUUCACCAAUCAUCUACAAUGACACUAUCAUACCUCCCAUCCAACUCAUUGCCCCAGACGGCCUGCUGGGCAAUGCGAUAUGGGGAUCAUCAAAGGAUGGGGAACUUAUGCACCUCACAUGGCAAGCGAUAGAAUGCAGCAUCUCCCCAAUCGUACGCAGCAUCCGUCCCCGAGUCUCACGCGGAAAAUACUACGAGGACGUUCUCGACACUUGGAAAAACGGCACCUUCGAAAGCUAUCCACUGGGAAGCCCCUACAACCUGAAGCCCAAUUGGGGCCCAGACAAAGGUCUGAAGAAAGGCAAGAGCUUCACGAUAGCCAAGCAAUCCCUGACAUCGAUCCGAUACUUCUUCACCAACUUCUUCUCUGGCCGAAUGGCACUCACCCCAUUUGAUCUCAGCUUUGUUUCAGAUACCUCCACCUCGACGGGGAUGGGAAGCCAAAUGACGUCGACGUCGAAUUACGCUAGUGGGGAUCUGAUGCAGCUGAUGACCGUUUCGAACAUAACUGAUUGCAACCUUUCCACUGCUGAGAAGCUUCGGUGUGCGAUGGAGCAUGUCGCCCAGGCUAUGACGAAGGCUAUUCGGGAUCAAUCGUCGUCUUUGCCUGCGAAUUUGACUAGUUCUUCUGGAGAUGCGAUGACGAGCGCCACUCAUAUCGCCAUUCAUUGGCAGUGGAUUGUGCUUCCUGCGUUGGUUUGGCUGCUUGGUCUUGUUACGUUGGUGGGGACUAUGUGGAAGACUCGACGGGCGAUGAUUCCUGCGUGGAAGAAUGAGACGAUGCCUAUCAUUGAUUUGUGCAGGAACAGUCAGAAUGAGAAGCCGCAGACGGAUGAAGGGUUGCCGACUGAGAGGGCUAGGUUAUAUGAAAGUGAUGGGAGGAUGGUGAUGUGUGGAUAG